AUGGCAGAGCUUAAGGAAGAAACAGCGAAUGAUGAAACGCUACAACAACUUAAACAGCAGAUGGUUCAAGGUUGGCCUGAUCGUAAGCAUGAAAUCCCGCAAAACUUAGCUACCUACUGGAACAUUCGCCAUGAGCUGAGUGAAGCAGAAGGUCUGAUCUUCAAAGACCACCAGUUAGUCAUACCUACAGCAAUGAGGAACAAUAUGCUCAACCUGAUACAUGAAAGUCAUCUCGGGAUAGAGAAAUGCAAAGCACGCGCAAGAGCAAUCCUUUUUUGGCCUGGAAUGUCAAAGGAUAUCUACGAGAAAGUAUCAAAAUGUGCUACUUGCGCCACAUAUAGAAGAAGAAACCAGAAGGAACCGAUGAUAGCACAUCCAAUACCUGAACGACCAUGGCAAAAGCUAGGAACUGAUCUGUGUGAAUAUAAGGGCAAGAAUUACCUCGUUGUAGUAGAUUACUAUUCGAAGUUCAUCGAAGCAGCCCUUCUUCCAAACAAGACAGCAGGAACAGUAAUUAGACAUUUCAAAUCAAUUUUUGCCAGACACGGAAUCCCAGAAGAGUUGGUAUCCGACAACAUGCCCUUCAAUAGCAAAGAGUUUGACGAAUUCGCCAAAGAAUGGAGAUUCAAACAAACAACAUCAAGCCCAACCUAUGCUCAAUCAAAUGGCAUGAGUGAAAAAGCUGUACAAACCGUAAAACGGAUCCUGAAGAAGGCUGACGAUCCAUACUUUGGUCUGAUGGAGUACCGUAACACGCCUGUUACUGGAAUGACAUACUCCCCAUCACAACUGCUGAUGAGCCGCACCACAAGAACGAAGAUUCCAAUAUCCAAAGAGUUACUACUACCAGCCGUGCCAAUCAAUGCACAGCAGCAGCUUGAACAACGACAGAAUCAGCAGAAGCAGAACUACGACAAAUCAACCAAACCAUUACCACCACUUGAAAUUGGAGAAAACAUCCACCUACGCCAGGACAGUAUCUGGGUACCAGCCACCGUAUCUGGACUGGCCCCUGCCCCAAGAUCGUAUAUCGUCACAACAUCAGAUGGACAACAAUACAGACGGAACCGUCGUGACCUUUUAAAGACCAACAUUCCGCCUUCAACCAUAAUAGAGCAAACUGAGGAUGUUGGUGAAGAACAACCGACCAUUAUUCCACAACCACCAGAUUUAGACCUCCAGAAUCCACCUAAUCAGGGACGACCAAUGAGAACCACAGCGCUACCAAUAAAAUACAGAGACUAUGUCAUGAAAUGA
Molecule: messenger RNA, 1257 nt
Organism: Paramuricea clavata
Lineage: Eukaryota; Metazoa; Cnidaria; Anthozoa; Malacalcyonacea; Plexauridae
Source: the annotation of a GenBank genome assembly